UCCAACGCCAAAAUAGAUGCGAAUCAACCACCCAUCACGCUGCAAGUCUAUAAAAGUAGGUUGGUGCACAGAAGUUUCGCUUAUAAUUAAUUCACUUUCUUCGCACCGUGUGUAUCUUCGACGUCAAUUUUCCUCCCGGAACGCCCAACUUGAACAGAGUUCAAGUUUAUUGCCAUUGUUCUCAAUGAAACACAGCGGAGCUAUAGCAUGCUGUUUGUUGAUUGCUAUCGUAGCAGUUAAUGCUUGGCCCAGCUAUAAGAGGGCAGAGGUUCGUGCUCAUGUUCGAAACUGUGUGAAGAAAACCGGAAUACCUGGCAAGAAUGCUCUGAAAGUGCUGAAGGGUAAUUUCAACGAUGAUAGCUCUGAAGUCAAGAAAUUUAUGAAGUGCAUGUUCCAAGAAGUUGGCUUCAUAAAUGAGAAAGAUGAAUUGCUGGAUAAUUUGUUGAUUGCAAAGAUAAAGGAAAAUUUAGAAGAAGACGAAGCUGAUGAGUUGAUCGAGAAGUGCUCCAUUGUUGGUGAUGACAUCAAUGAUACUGCAUUCCAGAUAUAUAAGUGCUAUUAUGAAAACCACGAUUUACCUCCAGAUAUGUUGGUGCGAUAAUAAAGAACAUAUAUGAA
Aedes aegypti (yellow fever mosquito) is the source of this 618-nucleotide messenger RNA. RefSeq names its product general odorant-binding protein 56d. Bases 17 to 601 code for a protein of 194 amino acids. Gene Ontology annotation, biological process: sensory perception of smell. The record is from RefSeq and is a predicted model, not a curated record. Lineage: Eukaryota; Metazoa; Arthropoda; Insecta; Diptera; Culicidae. The transcript has 3 exons. Gene Ontology annotation, molecular function: odorant binding.